GCAUAAAUCCAUUCAAUCUUCUCGAAGUUUGAAGCUUUUGAGCAAGAACCCUCCGUCCUUUCCCAAUCCCCCGAUUUCCCAGUUCUGCAAUUUCUCCAUUGGUUCACUCCAGGCUACCUGAACCUUUCAAUCUUCAACUCUCCUGUUCUGAAAGAAAAGAGUUUUGUUGGGUUGAUUGGAUUCGAUGGAUACCAAUAAGUGGAGGCCUUCUCAAGUUGGAGAGGCCGCCAUGGAUGCCGGCGAUUGGAGGAGUCAGCUGCAGGCUGAUUCAAGGCAAAGAAUUGUCAACAAGAUAAUGGAUACAUUGAAGAGGCAUCUUCCCUUCUCCGGACAAGAUGGAUUGCAGGAACUCAGCAAAAUUGCUGUAAGGUUUGAGGAAAAGAUUUAUACUGCAGCCACAAGCCAGUCGGAUUAUCUACGGAAAAUUUCUCUGAAGAUGCUCACAAUGGAGACCAAGUCUCAGAAUUCAACGGGCAAUCCUUUACAAUCUAACUCUGCUGGUAACAGCAACAGGCCCCCUGAUCAAGGGUCUUUUGGUAUGCAACCCCAAGUCCCCAAUCAAGGUAUGCAACCCCAAGUCCCCAAUCAUGGGCAAUCACUUUCUAUGCCGUUGCCAGCUAAUCAAUCUCAAGGACGCCAACCACUUUUAUCACAGAACAUUCAGAAUAACAUUCCGCCUUCUGGAGUUCAAAGUUCGUCUGGCUUAUCAUCCGCACUACCUCCUUCUUCCAGUUUAACCCAGACUCCUAUCCCAAGUAUUGUUGGACAAAACCCAAACAUGCAAAAUAUGUCCGGAAGUUCACAGAAUUCAUUAGGGAAUUCCAUGGGCCAGGGGGUACCCUCCAAUGUCUUUACUAAUUCUCAAAGGCAAAUGCCAGGAAGGCAACAGGUAGUUCCCCAACAGCAGCAGCCGCAGCAAUCCCAGAAUUCCCAGAAUUCCCAGCAGUAUAUGUACCAUCAACAGAUGCAACAUUCGCUUUUGAAGCCAAAAUAUCAGCAGGGAAAUAUGCCACAACUUGUGCAACAGCAACAGCAGCAGAACCUUUUACAAUCGACUCCGUUGCAAUCUUCCCAGCAAUCUGUUAUGCCAGCAUCAUCUGUUAUGCAGACAUCGGUGCAACCAUCUCUCUCGAGUCUUCAGCAGAAUCAACAAUCUGCUAUGCAACAGUCAUCACAACCCAUGCUUCAGCAGCAUUCACAGCCAGUUCUCAGACAGCAACAGCAGCCUCAACAGGCUGUUGUUCAUCAACAGCAAACACCAAUGGCACAACAGCCAAUAUUACCCCCGCAGCAGCAGCAGCAGCCACCGCUUAUGGUGCAACAGCCAACUGCUUCAAACUUGUCCCAGAAUCAGAUGAUUGGACAACAAAAUAAUGUCGGGGAUAUGCAGCAGCAGCAACAACAGAGGUUACUAAACCAGCAGAAUAAUCUUUUAAACCUUCAACAACAGCAACAGCAACAGCAACAGCAACAGCAGCAGCAGCAGCAGCAGCAGCAGUUAAUGGCUCAGCAAAGCAACCUUUCUAAUAUCCAUCAGCAACAAUUGGGCCCGCAGAGUAAUGUUACUGGGUUACAGCAACAGCAGCAAAACAACCUUUCAAAUAUACAUCAGCAGCAGUUGGGCUCUCAGAGUAAUGUUACCGGAUUACAGCAACAGCAGCACCUUGGAACUCAAAGUGGUAAUUCUAGUAUGCAACCAAAUCAGCACUCUGUACACUUGUUGCAACAAUCCAAGGUUCAGGUGCAGCAGCAACAACAUCAGAAUGCAUCUAACAUGUUACCGACUCAAGGACAGCAGUCACAACCGCAAGCAUCACAGCAACAAAUGAUGUCACAGAUUCAACCACAGCCUGCACAGAUGCAACAAAUGGGUUUGCAACAGCAGUCAAAUCCACUGCAACGAGAUAUGCAGCAAAGGCUUCAAGCAUCAGGUCAGAUAUCAGGAACCAUGCUUCAAGCUCAAAACGUAAUGGAUCAGCAAAAGCAGUUAUAUCAAUCUCAGAGACCCCUCCCUGAGACAUCAUCGACUUCUCUAGAUUCCUCAGCUCAGACUGGACAUGCAAAUGGGGGUGAUUGGCAAGAGGAGGUCUAUCAAAAAAUCAAAGUCAUGAAGGAAAAGUACUUACCCGAACUAAGUGAAAUGUAUCACAAAAUUGCUACUAAACUUCAGCAGCACGAUUCUCUUCCACAACAACCAAAGUCAGAGCAGCUUGAGAAGCUAAAAAUGUUCAAAACCAUGUUAGAGCGCCUCAUAUCAAUCUUACAGGUUUCCAAGAGUAACAUUUCACCUGGUUUGAAAGACAAGUUGGGUUUAUAUGAGAAGCAGAUAGUAAAUUUUAUUAAUACAAAUAGACCGAGGAAGCAAGGUCCUCCUCUGCAACAAGGGCAGCUGCCCCCACCUCAUUUGCACUCCAUGCAGCAGCCGCAGUCUCAAAUUCCUCAAGUGCAGUCUCAUGAAAACCAAAUGAACCCGCAGUUGCAAACAAUGAAUUUACAAGGUUCUGUGCCAACAAUGCAGCAGAACAAUAUGACAAGUUUGCAGCAAAAUUCAAUGUCUUCGAUAUCUGGGGUUUCAACAGCACAGCAGAACAUGAUGAAUUCAUUGCAGCCGAGUACAAAUUUGGAUUCAGGACAGGGAAAUGCACUGAACUCUUUGCAGCAAGUUCCGGUGGGAUCUAUCCAACAAACUCCUGUCAGUGCUCCCCAGCUAGCUAACAUGAAUGGUUUGUCAUCACAGAAUGGGGUUAGUAUGCUUCAGCCAAAUAUUAACUCCCUUCAGUCAAAUUCUGGUAUGCUUCAACACCAGCAAUUAAAACAGCAGGAACAGCAAAUGCUUCAGAAUCAACUGAAGCAGCAGUAUCAACAGCGAAUGCAGCAGCAACUGAUACAGAAGCAGCUGCAACAGCAACAGCAGCAGCAGCAACCGCAGCAACAGUUGCAGCAAGCAAAGCAGCAGCUUCCGGCGCAGAUGCAGGCGAACCAACACCAAAUGCCACAGCUUCAUCAAAUGAAUGAUGCAAAUGACUUGAAGAUGAGACAGGGGAUGGGUGUUAAGCCAGGGGUUUUUCAGCAACAUAUGUCCUCAGGCCAGCGUGCUUAUCCUCAUCAGCAGUUGAAAUCAGGAUCUCCAUUUCCUAUUCCUUCAUCAAACCAACUCCUUCAGGCCGCAUCUCCUCAAAUUUCGCAACAUUCUUCUCCCCAAGUUGACCAGCAGAAUCUACUGACUCACCCGAAAGCUGGAACGCCAUUGCAAACUGCCGGUUCACCUUUUGUCAUCCCAUCUCCUUCAACUCCCAUGGCUCCAUCGCCCAUGCCAGGGGAUUCUGAGAAACCUUCCUCACUACCAAAUGCUGGGAAUAUCGGACAUCAACAAGCAGCUGGGGUGGGAGCACCAGUCCAGUCCCUUGCAAUUGGCACCCCUGGGAUAUCGGCAUCUCCUUUGCUUGCUGAAUUUAGUGUACCAGAUGGUAGUCAUGUUAAUGCUUUGUCAACUAUUUCUGGCAAGUCGAGUGUUACCGAGCAGCCCCUUGAACGCUUGAUUAAGGCGGUGAAAUCGAUGUCGCCUAAUGCAUUGAGUGCAUCUGUCAGUGACAUUGGCUCAGUUGUUAGUAUGGUUGAUAGGAUAGCAGGGUCAGCCCCAGGUAAUGGAUCUAGAGCUGCAGUCGGUGAGGAUUUGGUUGCGAUGACAAAGUGUCGUCUGCAAGCAAGAAACGUUAUGACUCAUGAUGGAUCAAAUGGGACUAGGAAGAUGAGGCGCUACGCUAGUGCCAUGCCCUUAAAUGUUGUGUCUUCAGCUGGCAGUAUGAAUGAAAGUUUCAAGCAGUUGAUCAAUUCAGAGACAUCUGACCUGGAGUCAACUGCAACAUCUCGUAUCAAGAGGCCUAGGGUUGAGGCUAAUCAUGCUCUUCUGGAAGAAAUAAGAGAAAUAAAUCGGCUGCUUAUCGACACAGUUGUUGAUAUCAGUGAUGAAGAUGUUGACCCUAGUGCAGCCGCUGCUGAAGGGGGUGAGGGGACUCUUGUCAAGUGCUCUUUUGAUGCUGUGGCUCUCAGUCCAAGCUUGAAAUCGCAGUAUGCUUCAGCACAAAUGUCACCAAUUCAGCCAUUAAGACUGCUUGUUCCCACAAAUUACCCCAACUGCUCUCCAAUACUCUUGGACAAGUUUCCAGUUGAAGUCAGUAAAGAGUAUGAAGAUCUUUCUGUGAAGGCCAAAUCGAUGUUUAGCAUAUCUCUACGAAGCAUUUCACAGCCCAUGUCCCUUGGGGAGAUAGCAAGGACUUGGGAUGUUUGUGCACGUGCAGUUAUUUCUGAGCAUGCGCAGCAAAGCGGUGGAGGAAGUUUCAGCUCAAAGUACGGGACAUGGGAGAACUGCUUGAGCGCUGCUUGAUCCAUCCUGUAUUUAUCCCUGAACAAAGGUAUUCCGAGGAUUGUUGUGAUAACGGCGAUGAUAUUUCGCUGUGAUGUUUGAAGCAGUUUUUUGAUUGUCUAUAGGCAGACAUGUGUAGGAGGAACUUACCUUAGUCUGUUGUGGGAAAUAAUCUUGGGGGAUUUAUUUAACUUCUUGUUGGUUUUUGUUGAAAAUGCGGCCUCAAGCCGCUUUGUGACGUCUGUUUGUAAAGAGUACUGUGUCAAUAUUUUCCUUGGGUUGUUUAUAAGAUGGGGAUAUCCAAGUAAACAGUAAUUGAACUUG
Molecule: messenger RNA, 4687 nt
Organism: Pyrus x bretschneideri (Chinese white pear)
Lineage: Eukaryota; Viridiplantae; Streptophyta; Magnoliopsida; Rosales; Rosaceae
Product: mediator of RNA polymerase II transcription subunit 15a-like
Exons: 12
Coding region: 185-4384 (1399 amino acids)
Biological process (GO): regulation of DNA-templated transcription
Molecular function (GO): transcription coactivator activity; chromatin DNA binding
Source: RefSeq, a predicted model, not a curated record